Messenger RNA from Drosophila willistoni, 2361 nucleotides. It is a transcript of the gene Gycalpha99B, whose product is annotated as head-specific guanylate cyclase. Gene Ontology annotation, molecular function: heme binding; guanylate cyclase activity. The coding region runs from base 158 to 2185 and encodes 675 amino acids. Gene Ontology annotation, cellular component: guanylate cyclase complex, soluble. NCBI's taxonomy places the organism in Eukaryota, Metazoa, Arthropoda, Insecta, Diptera, Drosophilidae. The transcript is spliced from 5 exons. The record is from RefSeq and is a predicted model, not a curated record. Gene Ontology annotation, biological process: response to oxygen levels; cGMP biosynthetic process.
AAGUUGUGGCAUUUUUCAGGCGUGCUAAAAUUGUUCAGCUGCCUCAGUGAAAUUCCCUUAAAGUCAACUCUUGAAGAAAAUUUUUGCAAGAAAAGUUUUUUUGUGGUUGCAGUUGGUAAACUAGUAAUUUGCAAGUACCUGUCAGAGCACACGCAAUAUGGCGUGUCCAUUCUUUCGUCGGGCCGAUUCGCUAACACGGCAGCCUUCGGUUGUUGUGGAGCACGGCGCAAAUUGGGCCCUCGAGGAUGAGGAAUUGUCCGAUGAUGCUUUAACUUUAACUCAUUUGCAAAUGGCCAUACAACUCCUGACGGCUCCAUCAAAUGAGGAUCUCAAUACGGCCGUCACCUCAUUGGUGGCCAAAUAUCGCCAAAGUUGGCCCAAUAUACACAAGCUUAAAUUAGAUCCGAACACCUUUAAGAGUUGUGCCAACUAUGACUAUCUGGGCGACAUACAAGAGUUGCUGCUAAAAAUGGAUGAGGCCAGUGCCAGUGAGAUUCUCGUAUUGUUAGGGGAAGAACUCAUUACCUGCUGCUGCACAGGAAUCAUUGAGCGGGCUUUUCGUUGUCUGGGCACAGAUCUUCAGGAGUUUCUGGGCUCCCUCGAUGGAGUGUAUGAUGUCCUGAAGUUGCAGGAGGAUGAUGUAACCGAUACUGGAUUCGUGUGUGCCGGCGAGGGAGAAUUAAUUUUCACCUCAGAGCGUCCAGUGAUUGCUUGGCUCCUGCUGGGCUCACUCAAGGCUCUGACUCGCAUGCUGUAUAAGGUGGAUGUUAAUAUCAAAAUCGAACCAGUUGAAGGAGAUGCUCGUCGCUAUCGUUAUCUCUUUUCUCUCGUGAAGGACAGUUCCCAAUCAAUGCUGAUGAGUCGUCCGCCUGCGGUGGCCACUGCCAAGCCGCUGCCUGAAACAGUGCAACGAAGCAAUUCAAGCAAUGCUUCAGAUUUGCAAAUGAGCUCGGCCAACUUCUGUAAGAUGUUUCCCUGGCAUUUUAUUAUGAAUGAACAACUCGAACUGGUGCAGCUGGGACGAGGUUUUAGCAAGCUAUAUAAGCCAUAUCUGGCCGAUUUUGGCUGCCUGGCCAGCACUUACUUUGACUUCAAGCGACCCAAGGGCUUGACCAUGAAAUUCCGUGACAUUGUGCGACGCACUUAUACUCCAUUCCUCAUAGGACUAAUGAGUCCGCCGGGUGUGGAUGACUUUCCAGCCGUAGGAUUGGAGAUCAAGGGGCAAAUGGUUCAUUGCCCGGAAUCCAAUUCUCUACUCUUCAUUGGAUCCCCAUUUCUGGAUGGGUUGGAUGGCCUCACGUGCAAUGGUCUCUUCAUCUCUGACAUUCCCCUGCACGAUGCAACACGUGAGGUAAUUUUGGUAGGCGAACAGGCUCGAGCCCAAGACGGUUUGCGUCGUCGCAUGGACAAACUGAAGAGCAGCAUUGAGGAGGCCAAUUCAGCUGUGACCAAGGAGCGUAAGAAGAAUGUAAGCCUCUUGCAUUUGAUCUUUCCCGCUGAAAUCGCAGAGAAAUUGUGGCUUGGCUCAUCGAUUGAUGCCAAAACUUAUCCGGAUGUGACCAUUCUGUUCAGUGACAUUGUUGGCUUCACCAGCAUCUGCUCGAGAGCCACGCCCUUUAUGGUCAUUAGCAUGUUGGAGGGCUUGUACAAGGAUUUCGAUGAAUUCUGUGACCUAUUCGAUGUCUACAAGGUGGAGACCAUUGGUGAUGCCUAUUGUGUGGCCAGUGGAUUGCAUCGCGCUUCCAUUUACGAUGCUCAUAAGGUCGCUUGGAUGGCUCUGAAAAUGAUCGAUGCUUGCUCCAAGCAUAUAACCCAUGAUGGUGAACAAAUCAAAAUGCGAAUUGGCCUUCAUACGGGCACCGUACUGGCCGGUGUAGUGGGUAGAAAGAUGCCCAGAUAUUGCCUGUUUGGACAUAGUGUGACUAUAGCUAAUAAAUUUGAGUCGGGCAGCGAGGCACUGAAGAUCAAUGUUAGUCCCACGACCAAAAACUGGCUAACCAAACAUGAGGGCUUUGAGUUCGAUCUACAGCCGAGGGAUCCCUCUUGCCUACCCAAAGAGUUUCCCAAUUCAGGCACUUGCUAUUUCCUUGAAGGUUUUCGCAAUCCAGCUUUGGACAGCAGCCUGCCAAUAGUGGAGCAUAUUAAUGCCGCCAUGAAGACCAUAUCCGAGGGUGGCGAUGCCUAAACAGAGCUUUCCUAGAUUAAACACUUGCUCAGUAGAAUGACAUACAUACAUAUAUAGUUCAAUGCACUUGUAGAGAAAUUAUGUUCCCCCUGUCUCUCCCAAAAGAAAAAAAACUUUGCUUAGCCUUCAGCAAAAUAAAAUUUAUCGCCAACAAUUUGCGUUCCAGGCACAAGAUA